Molecule: messenger RNA, 907 nt
Organism: Triticum dicoccoides
Lineage: Eukaryota; Viridiplantae; Streptophyta; Magnoliopsida; Poales; Poaceae
Exons: 3
Coding region: 1-597 (198 amino acids)
Source: RefSeq, a predicted model, not a curated record
AUGCCACCGGAGCCUAUCCAGGAGACGCGCCGCUCCAUCUCCUUCAUCUACAACACUGGAUCUGCGUCGGGGAGCUCCUACAGCACCAUCAUCGCCCUGUUCCCCACCGCCUCGGCCGUCGUCGAACUGCGGCGGACACCACCGCUCCGGCGCCAUCCCCGGCCUCCUGAGACCUCCCUGGAGCCCGCUGGUUUCUUCCGCGCCGCGCCCUUCCGCCCCCGCGCCCCCAUCCCUUCGCUGCCGCCGCCGUCCAUCCACUCUGCGGUGCCCGUCCUCGAUCUGCGGUCUCCAAAUCCGGACGAGAUCGGCAGGAUCCACCCCAUCUCCCGUCAAACCCAGCCGCAGCUGCUCGUCGGCCAUGCGGGGAGCACGAACGAGCUGCUCAUCGAUGUCCAUCCCGCAGCCCCGCCUACGACGGUGCCCAGCCUCCUCGAUAGCGCGCCUCCUACUUGCCGCACGAUAGGGCUUUCUUCUAUUUUGGCAAGGGUCAAGCUAGCAACUGUGAAGAUGCAGAAUUCAUGCAACUCCAUCUUACUCCAACUCUCAGGUUUGUCUUUUUCCAUCCUUAAUCACAUGUAUUUUUUCGAAAUUGAUUAAUCACAUGUAUUUUUUCGAAAUUGAUUAAUCACAUGUAUGUGUUUCUACCAUCUUGAUCAUGCAUGAAUAGCAUUACUAGACGGAAGAUGUUUGAAGUGCAAACUAAUAUAAUGUUUAGGUUCAGAUUUGGUGAGAAAGUGAGAACAUGAAUACAUCAGAGAUCAGACUCUAUGCUCUGUAGCCAACCAUUUUUUUCAUGUAAGUUUGUUAAGAAAAGAGAAACCAUAACAUGCAAUGCGUACCAGCCAGCUGCUAAUAAGCACCUUCCCGAGAUCCUGUGAAUGUUUACUCUCAGCACACGGUUGCACUG